UCGAAAGUAAUGUUUUCAAGGUCAAGGUAAAGAUGGCGGCCUCCAUGAGACGUUUGGUGCAACAACCGAAACUUUUAACAAUUAACCUGAGAACAUUGACACGGUUUCAAGAAAGAAGUGUUACAACCACAGGUUCUACAUCAAGAGAACGGUUUUCCAAGUAUGGAGGAAGGAACACGGUGACAGUUAUGACUGGGGAUGGAGUUGGACCCGAGCUGCUAAAACAUGUCCAGGAAGUGUUCAGAUAUGCAGGAGCACCGGUUAAUUUUGAAGAAGUGGAGAUUGAUGCUAGUCAAACUGACGAGAGUUUCCUGAAUGAUGCUGUCCUAUCUGUGAGCAGGAACGGGGUCGCAAUUAAGGGAAACAUCUCAACAAAUUAUGACAGUAAUGUGCAAUCUAUGAAUGUUAGACUCAGAAAUGACCUGGAAUUAUUUGCCAGCAUCGUUAAGUGCAAGUCUAUGCCAGGUGUAGCCACUAGACAUGGGAACAUUGACAUGGUCCUUAUUCGGGAAAACACAGAGGGAGAGUACUCAAAUCUUGAGCACGAGAAUGUGCCUGGUGUAAUUGAGAGCCUCAAGAUCAUAACUGAAGCUAAAUCCUCCCACAUUGCCAAGUACGCGUUUGAUUAUGCAAUUCAGCAUGGACGAAAGAAGGUUACAGCUGUCCACAAAGCAAACAUCAUGAAGUUGGGAGACGGCCUGUUCCUCAAUUGUUGUCGGGAAGUCUCUAAGUUGUACCCAACCAUCGAGUUCAACGACAUGAUCAUUGACAAUGCUAGUAUGCAGAUGGUCUCCCGUCCCCAGCAGUUUGAUGUAUUAUUGAUGCCCAAUCUCUAUGGCAACAUUCUUAGUAACAUUGCAACUGGACUGGUAGGAGGGUCAGGUGUCGUUCCUGGAGUCAACAUCGGCAGAGAUUAUGCUGUAUUUGAAAUGGGUACUCGUAACACUGGAGAGACGCUGAAAGGGAAAAACAUUGCCAACCCUACAGGAAUCCUGCUGGCUGGGUGUGACAUGUUGGACUACCUUGGGCACUACAGGCAUGCGACCUUGAUCAGAGAAUCUGUUCUUGCAGUUUUGAAUGAGAAGCAGAUUCACACCCCAGACCUGGGUGGACAGGCAACGACUUCGGACGUCGUGCAGGCAGUUAUUGAGGAGCUCAGACCUCGCACUGACACAUGAAACAAUAGAAAUUCACUUCCAAAUGCCUAGCAUAGAGAAUGAUUCCCCUAGCUGCGUUGUGCUACCUUGUGCAAUUCACAUCCUCGAAACCAGCAUAUUGACUGAAAGAUGGAAACUUUGAACUUUAUCUGUUUUAAACAAUUUCUUAUCUAUUGAGUGAAGGAUUUUGAUUUUUAAAAGAUCAAUGGAAGUUGAUUAAUAAAUCUAUGUCAUGUGUUAGAAUUGCAUCUGUGUAAGGCCACAUGUUUUACUUAAAUUAUCUAAAUUUAGACCCAAGUAAUUCUGUCUGAUUGUAAGGAUUUUUUUUAAGAAAUGUUAUACUUGUAAUCCUGACAUAGAUUCACUUAGCAUGCAUGUUUUCAAAGCUGAAAAAACACAUUUAUGAAAGAAGUUCUUCACUGAAUUUGCUAGUACAGUAUUUUAAAACAUAUCGGAACGUAAUUAUGUGUCUACUACUACAUAAAAAAUAGGUGGUAACAUACCUUUAAAUAUUCCAUUUUCAUCUAAAAUUUGAAGAAAAAAUACUUGAGAUUACCGUAGCAUGUUUUAUUCUGAUCUUUCAGUGCUGAUAGUUUAAGUUUAUUUUUCAAUUUUAUAAAUAGGAUCUGUUAUUUAUUGUUUUACAUGUUGUAUUGAUUUUAUGUUCAAUAAAACUUUUAAGAAUA
Molecule: messenger RNA, 1843 nt
Organism: Mya arenaria
Lineage: Eukaryota; Metazoa; Mollusca; Bivalvia; Myida; Myidae
Product: isocitrate dehydrogenase [NAD] subunit gamma, mitochondrial-like
Exons: 14
Coding region: 33-1178 (381 amino acids)
Biological process (GO): isocitrate metabolic process; tricarboxylic acid cycle
Cellular component (GO): mitochondrion
Source: RefSeq, a predicted model, not a curated record